UUCCCGUCUUCGAAAGAAUUCACAAAGAUGAUCACGAGUGUCGGUUUCGUGCUGUCCCUUAUUUCUCUAUUUUAUUUACAAUUCACCCCUACGAGUUGUCAGAAUUUUUUCAAUACUCAUGCCUCCAUGGGUGGUCAUUAUUUCGCAUACAAGUGGCCGAAUGGAUCAAAUAUUGUUUGGUAUCCCGAAAGAAAUAAUACGCCGCAUUCAGGGGGAGCAAUCGACUGUUUCGGGAUUGGGAAAACAGCAGCUACGGGAUUAGAGUGGUUUUUCAGGAAUAAUAAUUCAAAUUCAUUGGAUGUCAGGUUCUUCCUGUCCUCUAGAAGAAAUCCCAGACGUAUGCAGGUCCUCGUAGGACCACAAUUCGGACUGGAAUGGACCGAUUUUUCAAUACAGAGAAAAACUGUUAUUAUUGUUCAUGGGUUUUUAUCUCAUGGACAUGAAGAUUGGAUUCACAGGAUGGAGGAGGCAUUCCACAGAUGGGGAAAUGUAAACGUAAUCGUUGUAGACUGGAGUGCUCAUGGAAACACUUGGAAUUAUUAUAAAGCAGCGGUGAAUGCAAGAAUCGUAGGCCAAGAAAUAUCGAAAUUCCUUUCACAUAUUGUCAACGCUACACGUGAACAAUCAGUGCCUGAAGCAUCCUGGGCACCCAUUCACAUGGUGGGACAUAGUCUGGGUGCACACAUAUGUGGCAUUACUGCCGAUUACUUCAAGAAUUAUUCGACACCGUGGGAGAUCAAGAGAAUCACUGGACUCGAUCCAGCUCAACCCUGUUUUAGAGUCAACGAUUUAUCUCUUAAUAAGAGGCAUGCACCACUCGUCGACGUCAUUCACACCAAUGGCAAAUUAUUCUCCAGUAUUGGACUUGGAUUGCCGGACCCAAUAGGGCACAUGGAUUUUUAUCCAAAUGGAGGAAAACGUCAGCCAGCUUGUAUUAACAUCGAAACCUCCGCAUUCGAUUAUCUUGGAAUUCCGAAGAGUGCUGUUGAACAAGCAAUAUGCAGUCAUGGUUUUUCUCACGCGUAUUUCAUUCAAUCGAUUUUAUCAGCGGCUUCAGGGGGCUGUCACUUUUGUGGACACAGUUGGGAUCUGACCUGCAGACAUGCACAACAGAUCAUCAACGGAACUUCCAGUCUACCAGGAAAUUGUGUAGAAAUGGGUUUGAAUGCUGAGAAUUUUUCACUUAGGGGAAGUUUCUUCGUCAUGACUUCUAAUACUACUCCUUUCUGUGACGUAAGCUCCAGAGAUCGCACCCAGAUAGCACGUCGGAUAUCAGAAGAUUUUGCAGGUCAAUGUCAAGAUUAAAAACGUCGAGAAAUUUCUCGACGAAAAUUAGCGAAUUAUAGAAUUAGUAGUUAUUCAUUUAAUGGUUCUUAUUCGUGGCUCCGUUCUUCGAGUUUCAACUCAGAAAUCAAGAAUGUCCUUUUAUUCUUGUUCUAUUUAGAUUUAUUUUAAUCAAUACUACCGUUGCAUAAAUUUAAU
This is a messenger RNA of Fopius arisanus, 1482 nucleotides long. Its product is annotated as pancreatic triacylglycerol lipase. Gene Ontology annotation, biological process: lipid catabolic process. Gene Ontology annotation, molecular function: lipase activity. The transcript has a single exon. The record is from RefSeq and is a predicted model, not a curated record. The coding region runs from base 28 to 1305 and encodes 425 amino acids. Lineage: Eukaryota; Metazoa; Arthropoda; Insecta; Hymenoptera; Braconidae.